AUGAAACACCGACUCUCACUCGAAAUCAAAUUUCAGAAGAGAAACACAAGCAAACAAGGUCAGCUUUGUACCAGUUAUGUAGAUCAAUUUUCAAGAUCUUUACACAUGGAGUACAAACAAUAUGGAAUUCACGUACAAUGUCAGGUACCACUGUAUGUUGCGACGAACAUGGUAUCAAGGGUGGCAUCUAUUGGAAGAGAUUCUUUAUUCAUACCAACACCUGAAGGUUAUGCAAGAGCUGCUAUUCGUAAAAUAGGGUAUGAACCAAGAUGCACACCUUAUUGGGCUCACUCAAUUCAAUGGGCCUUUGCUCGCUUAAUCCCAGACCAACUUCUCGACUAUUGGCGAAUGUCCAUUGGUUUACGACGCAGGAAUCACAAGGACUAG
Messenger RNA from Vicia faba (fava bean), 387 nucleotides. NCBI's taxonomy places the organism in Eukaryota, Viridiplantae, Streptophyta, Magnoliopsida, Fabales, Fabaceae. The record is from the annotation of a GenBank genome assembly.